UGUUUCUGAAACGGAAAACUCAUCUCAGGAUGCCUUCCAACUUAGCAAAUUGGGAGGAGAGGAUGAAAAAAAAUCAUCAACUUCAAAAAAAGCCUGAGUUGCUGGAGGAAGCCCAGAGGCAAGGCUUACCAUUUUCACAGUGGGACGGGCCAACCGUGGUUGAAUGGAUGGAGCUCUGGGUUGGGAUGCCUGCUUGGUAUGUGGCUGCCUGCAGAGCAAAUGUGAAAAGUGGGGCCAUCAUGUCAGCUCUGUCAGACACACAGAUCCAGCAAGAGAUUGGCAUCAGCCACCCUCUGCACAGACUGAAGCUGCGGCUGGCCAUCCAGGAAAACUUGUGGCUCACCAGCCCUUCGGCUCCACCCACAUUGAAAAAGACACUUGCAUAUGGGGACAUGAACCACGAGUGGAUUGGCAAUGAGUGGCUGCCCAGCCUGGGCCUCCCUCAGUACCGAAGCUAUUUCAUGGAGUGCCUUGUGGAUGCUCGGAUGCUGGACCACCUGACCAAGAAAGACCUGCGGGGGUGGCUGAAAAUGGUCGACAGUUUUCACAGGAACAGCUUCCAGUGUGGACUUAUGUGCCUGAAAAGGUUAAAUUAUGAUCGGAAAGAACUGGAAAGAAGAAGAGAAGAAAGUCAGGAUGUAGUUAAAGAUGUGCUUGUUUGGAGCAAUGAUCGAGUGAUUCGCUGGGUCAUAUCCAUUGGCCUUAAAGAAUAUGCAAACAACCUCAUAGAGAGUGGGGUUCAUGGCGCACAGCUGGCCUUAGAUGAAGCCUUCGAUUACAACACAUUGGCCCUGUUGUUACAGAUCCCGAUAGAGAACAGAAAGGCUCGAAAUGUCUUGGACAGAGAAUUUGCCGACCUUUUGGUCCUUGGGACUGUCAGACGUUUUGAUGUUGAGGAUGACAAACACUUUAGGAGAGCACCUUCAUGGAGAGAGAAGUUUAGAGAAAAGGCCAUUCGCGGCGUGGCACCUGGGUCAUCAGAGACACUCCCUGCAAACUUCCAAGUCUCUUCUUCCAAGUCUUUCUGCUCUAUGCAGCCAAAUAAGAUCCAGAUGGAUGGCAGUGUAUCAGGAACACAGAAGUUGGAUUCUGCGACAGUCAGGACUUCCUCCUGCUAAAGCCUCCUGUUGUUUUCCCGCACUACUUCUACAGAUGAUAUCAGCAUUUUGAAUCCAACAGAGACUACAUUUUUGAAUUCAGUCGAAUCGCUAUCUAUUAAUACUUGUUAUAUGGACUCCUAAGAUAUUUUAUAACAGAGUUUUUAAUUAGUGAAAAAUUCAUGAAUACCAUAGAGAAAAUAUUUUAGAAUUUAAUGUUUCUUAUAUUUUUGUAAACUUAGGACUUUUCAUUUAUAUAGUUAGUCACUUUUUCAAGUAUGUUUAGGCUAUAAAUGUCUCUGGAAGCAAUUCAUUUUCUUACACCUAAUUUUAGUCUUUCAAAUGAAUGUACUGUAAUGCUUGUAUGUAUAAACCCUAUGAACAAAUACAGGGUUUUUGUAAAUUGUGCACAUAUUGUAAUUAUUGCUGUUUAAGUUUUUAAUGAUAAGCCAUCAAUGAAAAAUUAGUUUACUACAUUUUUUUUGUCUUUUUUGUUUUUAUCAGUACCAGGGAUUGAACUCACGACUGUCUGCUUGCAAGGCAGGUGCUUAUGCCGCUGAGCUAAAUCCCCAGCCCAGUUUACUACAUUUAUAAAAUUGUUGUGACAUUAGCAAUGUGCAUUAUCCUUCACCUUGGUCUACAUCAGUCAUUUUAAAAUCAGUAGACUUCAUUCCAAGCAGUUGUCAUAUUUUGAGGUUGACUGACCUUAACUGUCCUUUUUUUAGCAAGAAAUCAGAGUCUAAUAAAGUCCAGACUGAACCGUUGCACCAGAGCACUAUAGAACUUUCUUAGCACUGGUUCCCUUUUCCCCAUCCUGUCUCUGGACUUGGGGAGCUUGUCUUCAGAGACUUGACCAGAAGCCAUGAGCUUGGAGCUGCUCUCAGCAGGGCUGGAGUGGCCAGGGGUGGACCCCAGCCUGGCACCUUCCCUGCCUCUUUCCUGUGAGCAUGUGGAAGGUGCCUCCAGCUAUUCUUAGAGGACCAAUCACUGAGCAUUGUGCUCACAUCUCACAGACAUUGGUGCAUGAGCAGAUGAAAGCAGGAAACCCUGAAAAUAAAGUUGUACAACUCUAACUAAUGAAGGCCUUAUUUUUCAUAUGUGAGUCACCUUUUUACAUUGGUUUAUAAACAUGUUUCAACUAGUCAUACAUUUUUAGAUUUUGAUGACAUAGCCAUUUUGGACUGAACAAGUAGCAAAUGUAACUUGCUUUUCACUGGCAUAUUAAAAAGCCAGCAAGGAAGGAGUCAGAUCAGGGUGCAUGUUAUUUAUUGUGCAACUGAUACAUAGGUAGAGGCAGCAUGCCUUUUUAAUUUAGUUUAUGCAUACAGUUCACUUGUACAAUCCAUAUUACUGCCCUUUUUCUAUUAAUUUUUGUGGAACUUUCUGAGUAAGUAACAAAGUAUACAGUCAUAUACACAUAUAUACUUUUGAACUAUUUUAAUCACAGUAUUAUUUAUUGCUUUCUUCCAAUAAAGUUCUGAAACAUU
Molecule: messenger RNA, 2584 nt
Organism: Cavia porcellus (domestic guinea pig)
Lineage: Eukaryota; Metazoa; Chordata; Mammalia; Rodentia; Caviidae
Product: liprin-alpha-1-like
Exons: 10
Coding region: 30-1118 (362 amino acids)
Biological process (GO): synapse organization
Cellular component (GO): presynaptic active zone
Molecular function (GO): protein binding
Source: RefSeq, a predicted model, not a curated record